Messenger RNA from Ruditapes philippinarum (Manila clam), 669 nucleotides. Its product is annotated as DNA-binding transcriptional regulator BolA-like. The record is from RefSeq and is a predicted model, not a curated record. Bases 16 to 414 code for a protein of 132 amino acids. Gene Ontology annotation, cellular component: mitochondrion. The transcript is spliced from 7 exons. NCBI's taxonomy places the organism in Eukaryota, Metazoa, Mollusca, Bivalvia, Venerida, Veneridae.
UUUUCUGUGUUUAAAAUGGCAUUAUAUAGAAAUAUAUUGCCACUCCUGCGUUACUGUCAGUAUACUGCUUUGAGAUACACAACUUCAGCUAGAAUGGAAAAGCCAGUUGAAAGUUCAAUUAGGAAGAAGUUGACAGACACAUUUCAGCCAGCUGUUCUUGAUGUUAUCAAUGAAAGUAAUAUGCACAGUGUACCUAAAGGUUCAGAAACUCAUUUUAAAGUUGUUGUGGUCACUGACAAGUUUGAAAGUUUGCCUCUUAUCAAGAGACAUCGUUUGAUAAAUGAUACAUUACAAGAAGAAUUGCAGACUGGAGUGCAUGCUCUGUCAAUUAUAGCUAAAACACCAAAACAGUGGGAGGACAGUGGUGGUCAAGUGUCCAAAUCUCCUCCUUGCCAGGGAGGGGCCGGCUUGUGAUAGUUAGUUAUUGGUAAUUAAAAGAUAAUCUUGAUACUUCGAUGUUGUGCUAGUUUAACAAUGGUGAAUCAGUGCACAUACAGAACCCCCCAAUGUAAAAUGAAGUGCUCAUCAUAAGAAAUGAUGUAUCCUAUGUGAUGGACAUGACUUUAUAUAAAGAUUUUGCUUCCUACAAUACUUGGAAUUAUAUAAGAAUUGGUUUUUACACUUCUACAUACAUUAUUGUUGACCUAAUAAAUCUGAAAACUUACACAA